This is a messenger RNA of Larimichthys crocea (large yellow croaker), 1042 nucleotides long. Its product is annotated as transcription factor HES-5. Gene Ontology annotation, molecular function: protein dimerization activity. The coding region runs from base 145 to 612 and encodes 155 amino acids. The transcript is spliced from 2 exons. The record is from RefSeq and is a predicted model, not a curated record. NCBI's taxonomy places the organism in Eukaryota, Metazoa, Chordata, Actinopteri, Sciaenidae.
UCUGGGUUAUUGAUGUGUGUCCUAUUGUUACAAACCCCUGCCUGCCUCAGUCACAUGGCUUUGUUAUGCUAAUGAGCCUCUAUAAAAUGAAGAGCGGCUCCUCCAGAGACAUCACAGUGUUAUCCUGAAGAAGCUCCUGCAGACAUGGCUCCCUGCUCCACCAACUACUCCUCUAUUCACCACAUCAGGAUCUCUGAGAGAGACAACAUCAAGUUAAGGAAACCUGUUGUGGAGAAAAUGCGCAGAGAUCGCAUCAACAGCUGCAUCGAGCAGCUCAAGAUCAUUCUGGAGAAGGAGUUCCACAAACAGGAGCCCAACUCCAAGCUGGAGAAAGCCGACAUCCUGGAGAUGACUGUGAGCUUCCUGAGGCAGCAGCUGCAGCCGGGCCAGGGCUACUCUCACUGCAGAAGGGACUCUGUGCACUUCAUCUCUGCAGGAUCCAACACAGAGCCCUCUGUCACUCCUCUGCAGAGCCUUCAGAAGCAGGAGAAGCAGCUCCAUCAGGCCCAGAGAGCCAGCAACUCCUCCCCAGUCUGCUCCAGCCUCGGGCCCACCAUGCUGCAGAACAGCAGCAGCAACAGCAGCAGAGGCCCCGUGUGGAGGCCUUGGUAGAGACUCUGACACACAGACUCUGAGACCUGAGGGGAGCUGCACUCUCCCUCACUAUGUAGGAAAUAUAUUUCCAGCCUGCUCAUUCAUGUUGUUACUGAGUGCUUUUAGUGUUUCAUCAUAUUGAUGAGAAAAUAUGUAAGAGAUUAUUUCCUCUUAAUCACACAGUUCACACUGGAGGUCAUUCAGCAUGCAUGUGCAACCCUGUACUGCAAAUGAUAUCACAGUAUCGUCAUGCCUCACAAUGAGGUUAUAAUUAGUGUUUUGUUCCUUUAUGUAACUGAAAAUGUAUUCAUUGUGUGAAGUUCAACUGGUGAUUUACUGAACAUGUUGUGACUUAUUUAAUAUUCCUUUAAUAAAGGAACAAAGUAUUUAAUGUUAAGAAACAGCAGCUAGUCAUUUGUGCAUGCUGUGUAUUUCAUUGUCAUGAAUU